AAAUUAUCUAAAAUUAAAGCGUUAUGGAUGCUCAAAUGGACAACUGAUCACGUGUCUGCAGACAUACGAUGGCAGCUGUUUUUUGAAUUUAAUAUUUGGAUGUUGAAUCAAUUAGAUGCUCGUGUUCCGUUUACAAUAUUUGAGUUCAUAAUGGAUAUCGAUCUCGUGGCAUUUCAGCAAAGCAUGCUAGGCUUAUUGGACCAUUACUUAGAUAUCGCAAAUAAUUACUUUAAAGAUAGUCAUGUAUCUUCGUUAGAAAAAUACGUUGGUGAACGCAUAAUUGUAUCUCAUCUGCUUAAUCUUAUAAUUCAACAUCCUGAGCUCAUAAGUA
Molecule: messenger RNA, 331 nt
Organism: Scutellospora calospora
Lineage: Eukaryota; Fungi; Glomeromycota; Glomeromycetes; Diversisporales; Gigasporaceae
Source: the annotation of a GenBank genome assembly